This is a messenger RNA of Trachemys scripta elegans, 1218 nucleotides long. RefSeq names its product RING finger protein 112-like. Gene Ontology annotation, molecular function: GTPase activity; GTP binding. The transcript is spliced from 9 exons. The coding region runs from base 211 to 1218 and encodes 335 amino acids. Gene Ontology annotation, biological process: protein homooligomerization; endoplasmic reticulum organization. The record is from RefSeq and is a predicted model, not a curated record. Lineage: Eukaryota; Metazoa; Chordata; Testudines; Emydidae.
GCUGCUGGAAGGAUAAGACACACGGAGUUACGCUUUGGUUUCUCAGACAAAAUUUUGCCUGCACGGAGAGAAGCAGCGAUUUGGCCGGACUCCUGCUGCCAGGAAGGGGCACACCUGGGCUAGAGAUCAGCCGUCCUCCAGCAGAGCCCUACUGCUCCGGGUGCCAGGUCCUGACCCAGUAGGUUCCCCCCACUCAGCAGGUCUAGAGAGAUGGAUCAACUCAGGGAGGACGUCCCCUGCUCCAUCUGCCUGGAUGUCUUGGACGACCCCGUCUCCAUCGAGUGCAGCCACAACUUCUGCCAGGGCUGCCUCGUGGCUCACUGGCGCAGGGUCUCGGCCCAGGGCUACCAGUGUCCCGAGUGCCGGACUCCCUGCUCCAGGGACAGGAUGACCCCAGACACGCGGCUGAGAGCCCUGGUGAAGAAAAUCACAGAGCCCCUGCGGGAAGAGAUGGAGCUGCAGGGGCCGGGGGCUCAGCCAGAGCCGGGGCGCCCGGUGCAGCUGGUUCGUCUGGAUGACAAAGGCAGCCUGAUCCUGUACGAGGAGGCCCUGAGCCUCUGCCUGGAGCAGGGUGGGGUGGGGGACGCCCCCGUCUGCCUGGUGUCCAUCAUCGGGGAGCAGCGCCGGGGAAAAUCCUUCCUGAUGAACUGCCUGCUGCGCCGGCUCCAGAGCCCGGAGGCUGUGGAUGCGUCAUGGAUGGGCCGAGAAGACGAAGCCCUGGGGAGGUUUGAGUGUCGCAAUGGGACAGCGACCGUGACGAGGGGCGUGUGGAUGUGGGACCAGCCCCUCUGGGUCCAAGCCCAGGGGAGGAGGAUCUUUAACAUUUCCAGUACGUUUAAGCAGACUGAGGCAGAUUAUUUGGAGAUGUUCAUUCAGGUUGCAAAGGAGGUUGGAGGGACCUGCAAUCUGGCCCCAAUCCAGCGCCUGGACCUGUUGGUGCGAGAUUGGCAGCUCUCUGGAGCCUACGGCGCGGACGUGGGGCAGGAGUAUCUUGGAGAAAUCACACAGGACCUGGAGGUCUCUGCUGAGCAGCCCCUGGUGUUGGAAACCCUGAGGGCAAGCGGCACCCGGUGCUAUUUAUUGCCACACCCUGGCACUCAGUUCACCAGGAGCAGGGUAGGGACGCCAGAUGACAUAGACGAGGAUUUCCGGCAGUGCCUGUGUGAGUACGUCACCAGUGUGGUGCACUCAGCAGGGACACACAUCCGGAUGGACUGA